Molecule: messenger RNA, 2007 nt
Organism: Geosmithia morbida
Lineage: Eukaryota; Fungi; Ascomycota; Sordariomycetes; Hypocreales; Bionectriaceae
Product: biotin---protein ligase
Exons: 4
Coding region: 1-2007 (668 amino acids)
Biological process (GO): protein modification process
Cellular component (GO): cytoplasm
Molecular function (GO): biotin--[biotin carboxyl-carrier protein] ligase activity
Source: RefSeq, a predicted model, not a curated record
AUGACUCCGCGAAAACUCAAUGUUCUUGUAUACACGGGCACCGGAACAACAUCCGAGUCAGUGAGGCACUGCAUCCUCUCCCUCCGCCAGCUCCUGACCCCGAGCUACGCCAUCAUCCCCAUCAACGAGACCGUCCUGCUCAGGGAGCCCUGGGCUCAGACUUGCGCUCUCCUCGUCAUCCCCGGAGGUGCCGACCUGGGAUACGGCCGUGCCCUCAACGGUGCCGGGAACCGCCUCAUCGUCGACUACGUCCGCCGCGGCGGAUCGUACCUGGGCUUCUGUGCGGGGGGUUACUAUGGUAGUCGUCGCUGCGAGUUUGCCGUGGGGGACAGCUCACUCGAGGUGAUCGGAAGCAGGGAGCUGGGCUUCUUCCCGGGGACCUGUAGGGGCUCCGCGUAUGGCGGGUUCGACUAUUACUCCGAGAAGGGGGCGCGUGCUGUCAAGCUCAAGCUCGCGAGAGGCUUGCUCGACGACGACUUCACCCACGAGGAGACGACGUCGUACUUCAACGGUGGCGGCUUGUUUGUCGAUGCCGAGAGCUUUGGUGCCAAAAAGGUCGAGGUGCUGGCCUCGUACGCCGACGAGGUUGAGGUCCAGGGGGGCGACGCCGCCGUCGUGCUCUGCCACCUGGGCAGCGGCAAGGCUCUGCUCACGGGACCCCAUCCAGAGUUCGCCGCCGCCCAGCUGAGCCCGCACCCCGACGUGCCACACUACGCAGAUCUGAUCGCCCAGCUCGCCGCCGUCGACGACUCACGCCUCGCCUUCCUCCGGGCCUGCCUCUCCAAGCUGGGCCUCGAACCCAGCCGGACGGCGCAGGCCCUCCCCGCCCUGACGAGCAUGCACCUCACGUCCGGAAACGGCGGCAAGCUGUCCCGGCUUCUCCGCUCGUGGGACCCCAUCAUCGAGAGGGACGGCGACAGCGAGGAGCUCAUCAGGGGGGAGGCCGACACCUUCCGCAUCCAGAGCGGUGAGGCUCAGGUGAGCAUGGACGAGCUCCGCCGCUCGCUGCCUUUGGCCGACGGCGUGCUGGACGGCAGCGGCGUGGUCGACUACGCCCUCGUGGUCAAGACGAUCGUCGCGCACGAGAAGGGUCUCCCGUCGCCCGAGCAGACGCCCCUGUUCAACCACGAGCUGUACUACUCCAGUCUGGAGAGCUAUCAGGCACGCGAGCCGGGUGUCUCGAGCUGGGGCGACGUCCUGCUGUACGGCGACACGGUCACGAGCACCAACACUAUACUCGUCACAAACCCCAAACUCCUGAGCACCCUCCCCACAGGCGUCACCCUGGCAGCAUCGACACAGGUGUCCGGACGCGGCCGCGGCACGAACGUGUGGAUAGCGCCUCCCGGGGCGCUCAUCUUCUCCACCGUGAUCGACCACUCGGCCAGCCUGGCCAUCUCGCGCCCCAUCGUGUUCCUGCAGUACAUCGCCGCCAUAGCCAUAGUGGAGGGCAUCCGGUCGUACGCGGACGGGUACGAGCGGCUGCCCGUCAAGAUCAAGUGGCCCAACGACAUCUACGCUCUCAACCCGGACAACCCGUCGUCGGGCCAGUACGUCAAGGUCGGCGGCAUCCUGUCGCAGUGCAUCUACACCGACGGCGCCUACAAGGUCGUCCUGGGUGUCGGCAUCAACGCCACCAACCCGCGCCCGACCACGUCCCUGAGCGACCUGCUGCCGCCGGGGGCCGCGUCCGCCUUCCGCGUCGAGGCGCUGCUGGCCUGCAUCCUCACCCGCCUCGAGACGGUGCACGCCCAGUUCGUGCGCGAGGGCUUCUCCGUCAACCUCGAGAAUAGGUACUACCGCCACUGGCUGCACACCGACCAGCUCAUCACCCUGGAGACGGAAAGCGGCGCCAGGGCCCGCGUGCGCGGCAUCACCAGAGACUGGGGCAUGCUGCGCGUCGAGGAGAUCGACGGCCACGGGAGGGGGGUAGGCAGGCUGUGGACGCUGCAGAGCGAUGAGAACAGCUUUGACUACUGGAAGGGCUUGGUCAGGAGGAAAGUCUGA